CAUACCAAUCGAUUCCGCGUAAUUUGCUCGAUAAUAUGCAAUCGUUGCGAUGAGCCAAACAUUAAUAAUAACAAUAAAAACAAUCAAAAACUAAUUUUACGCCUUCCAGUCGGAAGGGAAGAAAACUCGAGAGGGCGUGCGCAUGCCACAAUCAAUGCAUCGUCUGCAUUAUGUCACUAGAUUUUGAUAUGUAUGACUAGUUCCAGAUGCACUUGUUGCAUUUGACGACCGUUUGUAGGUUAUAAAAAAACAAACAAAUAAAAAAAGUUGGAAAUUCACUCGUAUAUUCAAACGUUUCAAUUAAUAUUGAAGUAUUCAUGCUCUUAAAAAACAUAACCUAGUGCUCAUAAUCCUCUAUGGAUAAAAAUUCAACCUUUCAAGUGUUUUAUGAAACUGUAUUUAACAAAUUCAAAUAUUGGAUCUAAUUGCUGCUGAUACUAGUCACACCUGAUAUUAAUUGAUUAAUCAUUUUAGAUUUAUAUGAAAUUUUUCAAGAUAAAUGAGAAGCAAAAAGGAACAGAAUAAUCUAGUUCCCGGACUUCUCUCUUGUUUCAGCAACAUUAAUGCUACUAAAUGUUUGUAUUUUUGUCUGGAAUUUAUCUCUGUGUUUUUUUUUUCGUACAUUGCUUGUAACUUGCACAAAGAGUCACACACCAUGAAUAAACUAUGCCAUCAAAACCAGUUUGGGACCCAGGGGAAUGCACAAAAUGAUCCAGGCUGAUAACAGUGAGGUCACCAUCACAAAUGACGGAGCAUCUAUCCUGAAGGAGAUGAAUGUUAUGUAUCCACCCAGCUGCAAAAAUGUCUUUCAGUUGGUAGAGUUGUCCAGAGUACAGGAUAUCAAAGCUAGCGAUGGAACCACAAGUGUUAUCGUGAUUGCUGGAACACUUUUGGAAGCUGUGAAACGUCUGCUCCAGACAGAUAUUGAUCCUACUUUUAUCUGCGAUGCUUUCCAGAAGGCCUCUGCAAAAACUGUUGAAUAUUACAGGACAUCAAGGUUCACUGGUGUUUACCUCAUCAUGCCAUAUUCUGUUCUUAGCAUAGACUGUAUCACACACGUUUUUAUCACAAUUUAUUGUAACAUUCUCAGUGAACUGUUUAUUGACAUCAGAAUUUAUAGUCGAACCAUUAUGUACACUAAUAUUACGUGUAGUUUCAUUUUCAACCUUAGCCUUAUCAUCACAAUUUAUAGUCGUUCUAUCAUGUCCAUUAACAUUAUGUGUAGAUUUAUUUUCAAUUUUAUCCUUGUCAUCGCAAUUUUUUUCACCUCUACCCUUCCAUUCUUCCUUAAAAUCUAAAUAAGAAUGAAGUAUAAAAUUUGUAUGUACUGGUUUUUUUAUUUUCUUUUCCAUUUCUAUAAAAUUACGACCAUUUUUCAUUUAAUGUUUUAAAAAUUCAGAAUGCUUUAUUAUGAAUUCUUCUAUAGGUAACAUAGCUUCAUUAAUUUCAAAAAAAUUUGUCAUAUCAGACAAAUAUUUUCUUUUUAAUUCAGUUGCCUUGAAUCUUAAAUCAUGAGGAGAAAUAAUGUUUGUCCAUACAGGAAAACUUGUUAAGAAAUCCAUAAAUAUUUUUAGAAAUUUGACAUUGCAAUAUGGAUUUGGUUUGUCAAAUAAAUUUUGUGCUUUUGUACACUGAGUUAAAGUUUCUUCAUGAAUCUUUUUAAAAUAACAGUAAAUAAUAUUGUUUUCAUCAUGUCCACUCAAAUUAAGAAAAGCUCUUUCAUUUCCAAAAUAAUCUUCAUUCAUGAAUUGCUUUGUAUCAAAAUUACACUUACAUUUACAUUCUUCAAUUUCUUGAGUUUUUAUUUUUUCUAAUAAACUGAGUCGUAUUUGUUUAAUGGUUUGAUUUGUAUUUUCAUUUUGUAAUAAAAUAAAAAGGUUUUUCACUUCUUUUAUGAAUAUAUCAAAGUCUGUUAAGCUACUUAUAAGCAAUAUACUACGUAAAUAAAAUUUUUUGACUACGUAAAUAAAAUCUUGAUCAAAAUAAUCGUCAAGUAGCAGUUGCAGAUGCUUAAUAACAAAGAUUAAAUCUACUUUAAUUAUGCACUUAGGAAGACUGUGACAUUUAUUUGUCAGAAAUUUAAAACAAUUUUUAUUGUAACUAUCUAAUCUACUAUGAUUUAAUGCUGAUAAAACGCCAUCUAUCAAUGCAUUGCAAGGAUCUAUUAUUAAUUGUCGAGGAGAGGGUACAUUUUCUCUCAACCAUUCACAAAUAAAAUAAUUUAUAAAAUUCGCAUCUUUCCUCACCAUUACACCUUGCCAAAAACAAAUACUUUUUUGAUUCACUUCACUAAUCAAAGCACAAAAAAUACUAUCACUAUAGUCAAUAUCAGAAAUUAAAGCCUUUUCAAUAAAGAGAUCCGAUGUGACAAAUAUCACAGGUCCAUUAAUGUAGCGUACAAAGUCUUUCCAAAUAUCUAUUUGUUCAGGCCACUUGUAAAUGAUAUGGAAAGGACCCCCCCCAGUUCAGCCCCCAAAUAUGUAUAUACAUAAAUAAAAAAAAUACUAUUGGAUAGAUCUGAAUUUGCUCAGUCCACCCACGUUGUUAUUUUAAUUUGCCCCGCAUUGGUCUUUAUAGGAAAAAUCAAAAUAAAAAAUUGAAAUAUUUACAACUUUGGAAUACUUGUAUCUCACUAAACGAGUAUAAUAACAGAAUUUUAAAUAUGGCAAAAAAUUGCUCAGGGGCUAUUUCAAUUUGCCCUGCAGCCAAAUAUCAAAAAUAUUCAAUUAUUAUUAGAGAAUUCCGACAUUUCAACACGUCACUGAGACACUGAAGCAUAAUCGAAUAGCUAUAGUAAGGGCGAGCAAGAGAAAAUCAAAGACAUUCCAAAUUUUGAUAUAAGUUUGAAGAAGUCGAACAAGGAGGAGGAGACGCGACAGGAUCAUAUCAAAUGGUUUGGUGUUCUAGUACCACAGAGUUUGAAAACCGCGCAGAAACAUUUUCAGGACGCUCUUUACCUCGCUGUAAAAAUUGCCAAUGUACAAGCUCAGUUGACAAAAAUCACAAGUCAGUCUGAGUCUUUAAAAUUGCUAAAAAAAGUCUCUAUAUGAUUAAGAUAUUUUUUAAUGAAGUUUUUGUAAUAUAUCAGAGAUGCGUAUUUUUCUAUAAGGUCUAAUUAAUUUUAAAAAGUACAGUGGCUUGUUUGUAAUUACUUAAUAAAUAGAGAAAAAGUUCAGUUUUAUAUAAAUUUUAUUGUUCGUUUGUGAUCUCCAUACUUCAACUAACUAUCCCUUUUUUACAACUAUUAACUUGAGAAUCAAAUAUAUUUGUACAUACAUUAUUAACCAUCAUUCCAUAUAAUAGUGAAAAAAUAAGUUUUGUACCGAGUGUAUUAACCAUAGAUAAAACAAAAGUAGUAAAAAAAUAAUCCUUGUCAAAUGCACAUCCUUUAAGAAUUAAAAAACCUAUAGACACAAUAAGUGCAUAAAUGAUCAACCAAGUUUUAAUUGUAAAAGAGUAUGAAAAAAUCAUUAAACCAUCACAAUUUAAUAUAGGCACCAUUGUUUUGAUAAAUUAGUAUUCGUGAAUUUCAACAAGAACAUUUAGUACAGCUAGUACUAUACAUAGUUUGAUCGCUCAUUAUAUAUAUUAUAAUAUAAAAUAAAUUAAAUUGCCUAUUUUUUUUACCAAAUGAA
Messenger RNA from Nasonia vitripennis (jewel wasp), 3635 nucleotides. RefSeq names its product T-complex protein 1 subunit delta. The transcript has 6 exons. Gene Ontology annotation, biological process: protein folding. Gene Ontology annotation, cellular component: chaperonin-containing T-complex. The coding region runs from base 699 to 1298 and encodes 199 amino acids. NCBI's taxonomy places the organism in Eukaryota, Metazoa, Arthropoda, Insecta, Hymenoptera, Pteromalidae. The record is from RefSeq and is a predicted model, not a curated record. Gene Ontology annotation, molecular function: ATP binding; ATP-dependent protein folding chaperone.